Molecule: messenger RNA, 359 nt
Organism: Dentiscutata erythropus
Lineage: Eukaryota; Fungi; Glomeromycota; Glomeromycetes; Diversisporales; Gigasporaceae
Source: the annotation of a GenBank genome assembly
CUUCUUAUGCAUCAGCAGUACCCCGUCGACAUCGACAUAAGAAACAUAAAAAUCAUAAGAGAAAUCUUAAUGUAUGUGAAAUGAGAAGAAAAAAUGGUCAAAAAGCCGAGGAUGAAAAUGAAGAGUUUAAAUCAUUUGACAAAAAUACCAAAUGUACAGAUAAUGAUGUUGCAUGUAUAAAAGGAAAAAUUGCAAAUUGUGCCAAUCGUAAAUUUGUUAUCACAAGCUGUGCUCCUGGAACACAUUGUUUCUCUCUUCCACUUAAAAGCAACCGUGGUACCUUCGUUACUUGUGACACCAAAGCAGAUGCGAAAUCCCGUAUCGACACUGCUAAGGACAUUGCAAAGUGUGAAUUAUAA